UGCUACACGAUCAUCAAAUAAAUACCGAAAAAGUAGUGUUCCAGCUGGUGUUCGAGGAGCUAUCUCUCAUCAUGAAGGUUCUCGCAUUUACCCUGGUGUUUUUGGCGCUUAUCUCCUUGGUGAUGUCCUUCUGCCAGAAUGAGGCACAAAGGGCCGCGGAAUGUGUCCAGACCCUGAUGGACAGCUGGAAAUUCGACGAGGUAGAGUCCGAGGAAGAUAAGAAUGGUGUCAUCUGCUGCGUCGCAGACGACAUCGAGGGAUGUGUGCGAAGCCACUUGACGGGAAGAUGUUCUACUUAUGGGUCUCUGGUAUCCGAAAGGGCUAGAGGAACUUUCUUCGCGAUUUUAGCGGGCGACCGAGAGGCUGACUUCUGCACCGCACGCGCGGGUCCCACAUGCAGUGCCCUUAAGUCCCGUUUUGAAAACUGAGUGACCAGCAGGAUUAAUUGCUUUGUUACUGUUCUGUGUACUAAACAGGCCUUUCAUAAACGA
Ornithodoros turicata is the source of this 491-nucleotide messenger RNA. RefSeq lists its product as uncharacterized. The record is from RefSeq and is a predicted model, not a curated record. The transcript has 4 exons. Bases 72 to 428 code for a protein of 118 amino acids. NCBI's taxonomy places the organism in Eukaryota, Metazoa, Arthropoda, Arachnida, Ixodida, Argasidae.